CGUCCCUGAUGCGGUGCCCCUCCCGCUGUCCCCCGUGCUCAGAACGGCACAACUCCUGGCGACCCCUACGAUGCCGGCGCCCGCGGCCUCGCCGAUAGUCCCGCACAGCGCGGCAGCAACAGCCCCGGAGUCUACCUCAGCUGCUGGAGGGGACGAGAAGCAGCUCAAGCUCGACUCGCCCCCAGAACCAGACCCGGAGCCCGAGGCCGAACCCGAGGCGGAGACGGAUGCGGAAACGGAGCAGGAGAAGGCUCGACGUCUCCUCUACUGCUCGCUCUGCAAAGUGGCCGUCAACUCGGCGUCGCAGCUGGAGGCUCACAACAGCGGUACGAAGCACAAGACGAUGCUGGAGGCCAGGAGCGGCGUGGGCUCCAUCAAGUCCUUCCCCCGGCUGGGAGUCAAGAGCAAAGUGGCCACGUUGACAAAAUCAUUGACGGGUCUGCAGAACAAAACGUUUCACUGUGAGACGUGUGAUGUGCAUGUCAACUCAGAGACUCAGCUAAAACAGCACAUCAGCAGCCGGCGUCACAAAGACCGGGCAGCAGGUAAACCAGCCAAACCCAAAUACAGCCCCUACAGCAAACCGCAGAAAGGCCAGACCAAGCAGCCGGUGAGUCACUGAACGCCUCGCUCAUCU
Molecule: messenger RNA, 637 nt
Organism: Paralichthys olivaceus (Japanese flounder)
Lineage: Eukaryota; Metazoa; Chordata; Actinopteri; Pleuronectiformes; Paralichthyidae
Source: RefSeq, a predicted model, not a curated record